Messenger RNA from Echinococcus granulosus, 6120 nucleotides. Its product is annotated as DEP domain-containing protein 5. The coding region runs from base 1 to 6120 and encodes 2039 amino acids. Gene Ontology annotation, cellular component: GATOR1 complex. Gene Ontology annotation, biological process: negative regulation of TORC1 signaling; positive regulation of autophagy. The transcript is spliced from 24 exons. The record is from RefSeq and is a predicted model, not a curated record. Lineage: Eukaryota; Metazoa; Platyhelminthes; Cestoda; Cyclophyllidea; Taeniidae. Gene Ontology annotation, molecular function: protein binding; GTPase activator activity.
AUGACUAGGUCUGAAGUUAAACUAAAAUUGCUGUGUCACCCUCGAGUUGACACAAAAUCUCGUGUUUCUGAUGAUGUCCUCUUGGAUUCCCGCGAUAAUCAUGGCAUUCUGCCUGGGGACAUAAUUGAGUUGCGGCAUCCUGAUCAUCCGAAUCCCACGCUCUUUCUCGUUAAAUCCCUUCGAGAGGACUUUCAGCACAAAGGCAGGGUCAUUAUUCACAAUGAACGAUAUUCUAUUGAAGAAUGGAAAAAGAGCUUUUCUCAGCUCAUGUUAGCCUUCAAAGGCUAUGAGCAGGAGAUAAGGAAUUAUGUCCUUAGAAAUCUUCCCGGUAUCAAUGAUUCCAAACACGUGUCUAUUCGCCUUUCGACCGCCAGAGAGACCAAUAUUUUGGAAGGGCUCAAUUUGGCUCUCUCCAGCUACGAGUGUUAUAAUGUUGAUCGAAGUUUUGAUCGAACUGGCAACGCUUGCAUUGUGAUAUCUCCGGGCUGUGGUGUCUUCGACGCUAAUUGUGAUAUAGUCUCAUUCACUAAGCGACGAGUGCUUGAUUUAGGAACAGUGGUCCAUUUAGUCUGUUUGGGUCACCAGCCUCUUCACGCUGUUCCCCUAUUUGUGUGUCGGGAUUUCGCAAAUCCGGCAAAUCCCGAAGUGUACAUUGUACCACAUUGGAUGAAUCACAGCUUUUUCCGUUCUUCGCGGGAGAUCUGUGCUCUGAAGAACUCAGAGACUGUACCUCGUAUAAGCGUGAAGGCGCGAAAAUUUAAGAAAUCAGGUGACUCAUGCUAUUGGCGGAAGAAUUUGGAAAAGGAGGGAGAAGGGGAACAUGAUCAAAACACUUUGCAGGGCAUCUUCGAGCCUGCCAAAAGCCUUCGGGAGCUUCAACGCCUGCGGCGUAGGACGCUCACAACUUUGGUCUCCACAACCAUGCCUGGCAAGACUCGUCAUCGCACUAUCUCUCUCGAAGAAGAGCUACUCUUAGCAUCGAUCGCAAUGGUUAGUACCAGACCUAUGGAAGGUGGUCUGAGCGCUUCAGAACUCGACAGCUUUGGAAGCACUUCCUCAACACACGGAUGGAACGUCGGUGCACAUCUACGCUCGCGAACCCAAAGCUAUAUGUGUAGCGAGACGCACAGCCCGCUUGGUGGAAACCUGCUGCUGACAGACGAAUUUUCUCCAGAGGCUCGGGAUGAACCUCCGUGGUUGACACUCUACGGAUAUCCUACACCGGAGAGUGGUUGCACUAGCGCUGCCAAGAAAGGCCUCGGUGAAAGAAAUUACUCGAACGUUACAGAGGCUUUGAUUCGUCGAAAACCUCAGGACCUCACACAUUCUUAUCAGAGCGGAAGCAGUUACCAGCCUCAAGUUCAUAGCCGCCCCUGUAAGAAUGCCGCCGCGCCUGUGGACUUCCUUGCCGGUGCCUCAGCGUCGUCGUGGCAGCCGACGGGAGAUAGGGAGGUGGGAAGACGUCAAUCGCAUCCAGUGUCGGCAAAGAAUGCAAGCAAGAAGCCCUUACUGCUGACGUCGACUGAGACGGCGGUGGGGGGAGUUUUCCGAACAUUUCCCUUUGGCAUUCAUCCACAGCUGUUCGGUGUCCGUAAGACGACUAGCCAGCGGCGUUGGGGUCAUUUUCAUACUACAGUUCAGAUUAUGCGAUUGAAUUGCUAUAAAUCCUUCACACUUCCCAAUGAACCCAUGGGAGAAUCAUAUUCCCGUGGAACAACCCUGCUAAUAAUUCCUUGUAUCUGGCACGCCUACUUUGCAUUCCAUCGCUACGUUGUGGCGACCCUAUUAAAUGAGGCAGAAGUGAAGACGCGCAACCAACAGCAACAAGGAAUUGAAAACAUUCGAAACCCCUUUUCAGUUCUGCCUUUGCACAAGUCUACAGAGCACCAGAUGCUAACCACUUCGUCAGGUGGGGACAUCCCAAGCCAGUGCCCUCCGGCUCCCAAGGUGAUUGACAGCAAAGGCUCAUUUUCCUACGGACGGAUGUCAAUACCAUUCAGCGAUCUACCACACCAGUUUACCUGUAGUGCGGCAUGGCUGGCGCUAUGCGCAGCAGUGGAUUCUCCCGACAUCGCCCAAGUCUGUUCACAUGGGAAUGCGGAUAUAAUCUCCUCCGGAGAGGUGAAAAGCCUUGAGAAGGCCUUCGCUUCCGUCUCCGCCGAAUUCGGCGUUGAACGCGUGGGCGGUGCGGUGCCAUCCCUUGUGCCCCAUCAUCGACGCAUAGACUGGAAAUCCCUGACCACGCCUGCUCUGCUGCCACUCACCACUGAUUACUUUCCGGAGGCGUCGAGCCUUCUGGGCGAGGGCUACAUGAUCCACGAAUACCGGAUCGUUCUGAUCACUGUUUCAGAGAAGGAGUGGGACCUCCAUUUCGAGACGGGAAUGGACGAGAUAUCUCUCGAUUUCUUUGCUACGGGCAAUAUUCAUUCACAUGACCACACGCAAAACAGAAUGGACAGUUGGAGAGUAAAAGUUACUUUUUACGCAUCGCCUGUUGUGCGCGAAAUCCCGCCACCACCGAAGCGUGACACAGCAUUGCCGAAUAUGGCGCGUUUCAUGGGCGCUACAAUCACGCUCGUAUCCUUCCCUCUGCGUUGUGUCACGAGGUGUCAGCACUGCUUUCCCUACAUGUCAUUACCGUUUGAUGACAUACUUCCCCUUUAUCACUCCGGCUGUUACGAGAGCCCCAAGGUGUGGCUCUUCGUGGUCACAUCUUAUCUUCCUGAAGUCUCCACUUUCCGCGACGUGGAAGUCAUAGUCAACAUCAAUGGUGAUGAAUUUGUGGAGCUGCUUAUUGCUCUCUCCCCGCCUACCCAUGGUCUAGCUUGGUCAUCCCCUGUGGUGGAGGUUACUCUCUGGGCGCUUUCGCCUUGCGUGACCAUUCCUGGUCACCUCGGGAGUCUGUCCACAUGUCUUUCCGUUGGAGGCUCUGGCGGCAUGCAGGAGAGAGACACCAAGGCCUUUCCGGGACUGGCGUACUCGCGUCAUCCGCUCUCUGGUCAGCAGGUUCUCGAGGAGCUUGUCUCUCAACGGGUUGCCCAGAAAGAAUUAAACCUUGAGUGUGCCACCAAAGUCUCCGAGGCAGAUCGACCACCACGGUCCAGUCCACAUGGCUUUUUUGGAUCGGCCUCCUCGAAAACGGAAAGUGGUAUUUGUCCUCCGCCUCACACUAGGGACGUUCUACAUCUAUUUCAUGGUGUUAGACUCAAUCAAACUGUUUCCGGCACAGAACUUGGUGCCACCACUUAUCACGCAUGUUAUAUGUACGUGACGCUGGUAGUAGACGUGUUAAACCAGAGCAGAAUUUCGAGUUUUAGCGCUAUCGGUAUCAAAGAAGAUGAUGACGAAGAAUCAUCAUUUGUGCGCGGCUUCCAGUUGUGCAUCGAGGAGGAAGCAGCAUCAACAAGUGUCACCAGUGCCACACCCCUGAAGACAUCGGACGCACGCCACUCAGUCACCUCAUCUAAUUCGCCAGCAGAGCAGCUCUCGGGUUCCCUAACACCAGUUCCACCCACACCGAAGCGUGCCAUCCACUCCCACAGCCUCGCUUUUCGACUACGCCACCAGGUAGCACAAAAGGCUGGAGCUACAAAGGCGACGAUAAUGCCAACGGGACUUCAGGAAAGGCUUGGUCCACCCGUCACCCCUCAGCCGCGAAUGACUGCCCAGUCACCGUUCACCGGAAGUCUAGCUUCUGCCUCCAAGACGGUGCCUUCCACAACGCUGUGCGUGGCAUUCAGGCGCACGGGGCCAAGAGUCACCCAUGCCAACGCACCACCGCACCGUUUCGAUGACAAACCACGUGGAAUAAUGUUGGGACCCGUCCUUAUUUUCUUACUUUCCAACCUUGCAUUUGCUGUCACAGAGACCCUCCUCUGUCCCUCCGGAUGUUAUUGUCCGUCAGAGGAGGUUGCUCACUGUUGUCUCUUCCCCUCGGACUAUCCCUCGCCUGUCCAAUGCCAUUUGCCUGGUCGGCGACAAAUUUCCGCCAACGCGAACUCCGCUCUACGAUGGCCGACCAUGGACACUUGUUUGACCAGGUGGACUGAGCUUUCUGUUCAACUCCUUCCUGACUCUUGGCCACCCGCCCCGCCCAAGCGAUCGUGCACAGCUCAAUUGCGUCGCAUUUCCAUCUCCGGUGGGGGACUGAUCACUCUAAGUGCUCAGCACUUUCAAACCCUCUUUGGUCUGCAAGAGAAUCAGUUAAAGGUUCUGGUGAUCCAAAACACUCGCUUGGAGAAUCUACAAGCAGGUCUCUUUGACCGGCUCUCCUUGAAGGCACUAAGUGAAAUCCAUCUAAAUCAGAACUACAACCUCAGCUAUAAGGGUUUUGGCGUAUCUGUCUUCUCUAAUCUGCCGCAAUUGGAGACCCUGAAUCUGGAGAGCAAUCGCAUUGAACGUCUAGACUUUGUGCGAUGGGGCUUUCCUACGAUCAAUAAGGUAAAAUCGGCCAGCCGUCUUAUCUCUCUCAAUCUAGCCAACAACAGCCUGACGUACAUAAAACCGGGCGCCUUUAGUUUGUUCCCGUUCUUGGAAGUACUCUCUCUGGCAAAUAACAAACUUUCUAGUCUUUCAUCUGAUGUAUUUGAAGGUCUCACUAGCCUGAAGCGUCUGGAUUUAUCAGGCAAUCUACUGAAUAUUAUGGGGUUGAAGAACUCUAUACCCGAUUUCAGCAUCACAUUGGCUAAUCUGGAGUUCCUAGAUAUCUCCAUGAAUCCCCUCAUGCGAAGUGUUUACACCGACACAGAUAAAUGGUGGCUCUCCUCCGGGUGUCCUGCCUCUCUCACCCACCUCAUCAUGAACCACAUUGAUGUGGAUCAGGGUCAAGAGUCGCCUCUCCUUCCGCGGAUCGACUGGGUGAGGUGUCAGAAGUUGGCACAGGUGGAAAUCCAACAGAUACCCCGGCUUUCUUGUCUUCCUGCCCCCUGGCUACGGUCUGAUGUUCUUCCGACGCAUCCGGCGCUCAUCACUUCUGCGACACGUGUCUGCAUUCCGCCUAUCACUACUACCACAACCACUGUUACUGCUCCCAGCACAAGAACUACGACUAUUCGACCACGACCUGCGCCUACUACCGCUACUACAGGGUCUGAACCCUUGGGCUUGCGGGAGCUUAUCGUCAGCUCUGUGGUCGGUGCGGUUCUCUUCCUUCUCCUUGUAUUGCUCAUCAUUAUUGUCUUCAUGUGCCGUCGGAGACGUUGGAUGUAUGGGCCAGUUGCAAAGGAGAACGGAAAGCUGGGAGGUGGUGCGUCGAGAGCUGGAAGGCGAGAGAGACCCAUAACAUCAACUUACAUCCCCGCACCAGAUUGUCAACUCCCCCUCGCUGACAACGAUGAUGGCGAGUUGUCGGCUUCUUCAAUGCGUCAGACGGAGUCUCGCAUCCUCUACGACGAAAACGGUGUCCCUGUCUGCAGUGUGGUCGUGCCAGAGGUCGGCUCCCCCACCGCUGUCAUGUUGUCUGACGGCACUCUUGCCUACGUGCCUCAAUUCAUCCCUAUCUCAGGUAGAGCCACGCCAUCCAGCCAUACGGGUCUUCUGGACAAUAGUUACCGAAGCUCGCGUCUUCUACUUAAGCAACCAGUCAUGGUUCCGCUGAUGACCAGUCACGCCUCUCUAGCGACCUCGCAAAUCGAUUUCCCACGUCAACAACAGCGGCCGCCAUCGUCGUCGUAUCAACCUCUCGGCAAGACUAGACCCCGUUUGCCUAAUCAUCAUCAUCACAACGGAAGUAGUAACAAUGCGCCGACGUCGACACUAUCGUGUAAAUCCACCUCUUUCUCCUCUCUUGGAGGUUCCGUGCACUCGGAGAUACCACUGCAUGCGAGCGCUUUUAGCGCCAGUCCACCACCUCUAGCGACCGUUGUACAGGCGACUAAACCCUCUUCCCCUCCCUCCGCCUCCCCCUCAGCUGUGUCGUCCACUGAAGAGCCCUCCUUGAUUGUUGGGCCUGGAGGUGCUGUCACUACUGCUUCCACUACCACUUCCACCGCUAAUCCCUCUCCGAAUAGCCACUCUGAUGACGCUACGUUGCUUGCUCCCAUUUUUGCGAUUUCAACACGUUCACGACCAGGAUCCCAGGCGAAAAUUGACCACCGCAUCUCAGAUGUCUUUUCCGACUGA